Molecule: messenger RNA, 462 nt
Organism: Rotaria sp. Silwood1
Lineage: Eukaryota; Metazoa; Rotifera; Eurotatoria; Philodinida; Philodinidae
Source: the annotation of a GenBank genome assembly
AUGAAUAUAGAGAGUUUAUCCACAAGACCCGAUGAACAAGAAGUUUUAAUUAUUCCAUUUUCCGUUUUUAAAGUGAUGGCAAUUAAACGAAAUUAUCUUGAUGAUUCAACAGCAUCGAUUUCAAUUGAAAUUGAAUUAGAAGAAUGUGAAGAUGUUAUGGAUGAUAGUAAAGAACUAGAAAGUGACAAAGCAUCGAGAUCAUUAUCAUUGUCAUCAUCUGAUAAUGAUAUCAAAGAUACCAAAGAAUAUGUAAAAUUUAAACGGCGAAGAUAUUUUUUAUAUGGAAUCAUUGUACUUUUGAUAUUAGCUGUUCUUGUGGCCUUAGCUUUUGCAUUCAUUUUUACUUUUGCCGUUAAAAAAAAUUCUACGAAAAAUACUAUAAAUAACACAACGACUGCAUCAAAAACGAAUGAUAUUUUCGAUUACCACUUACCAGAAGGUAAAAGUUACACAAUAAAAUAA